This is a messenger RNA of Paramisgurnus dabryanus, 1045 nucleotides long. RefSeq names its product polymeric immunoglobulin receptor-like. Gene Ontology annotation, biological process: immune response; negative regulation of T cell proliferation; positive regulation of T cell proliferation. The record is from RefSeq and is a predicted model, not a curated record. Gene Ontology annotation, cellular component: external side of plasma membrane. NCBI's taxonomy places the organism in Eukaryota, Metazoa, Chordata, Actinopteri, Cypriniformes, Cobitidae.
AACAGCUUCUGGAAACACAGAUUAAGAUCACCGAUACCCUCUCUUCAUUACUCUCAGAGUUUAAACUGAGUGAGGAUUAAUAAAACAAUGAGGGACUGUUUCUAUAUUUCUCUUCUUAUGCUUCACAUCAGUGCAGGCUGUAAUCUUUCAAAUGAUCAGAAGACAAUAGAAAUAACAGGAUACACAGGUGGUUCAGUCCUGUUGCCCUGCUCCUGUGAUGACCCAAAGUCUACAGUUAAAACAUUUACAUGGGAGAUUGUACACAAAUGGAUGAAUGUAUUUGAACAUAAGAAAUACACAGGCAGACUUGAGCUAUUUAAUCAAACAUCUCCAGCAAAUCUGUCCCUUCUUAUUUCUGACCUCAGAGAGGAAGAUAAAGGAAUCUAUAGUUGUAAACCACAUAGAUCAUCACACAGUUUUACAGAGGUUUCCUUAACAGUUAAAGGAUGUGAAUUGAAUCACUCUCUGCAUGAACUGACAGUUGAUGUAACUGGAUAUUUAGGAGAGUCUGUAGUUCUGCCCUGCUUCUGUACUGAACCACUGGCUAAACCUGACCAGAUAACAUGGAAGUUAGUAAAAAAUUAUGAAGAAAUUUACCCAUCUGAACACAAUGAGAGGUACAAGAACAGAUGUAAACUUUUAAAUCAAACCAAUCCAGGAAAUCUCUCUCUACAUCUCUCAUCACUGACCAAAGAAGACCAAGGAUACUAUGAGUGUUCUGUGUCUAACAGGUUUAUCUUCAUCAGACUAGAUGUUAAAGAGAAACCACAGGUCCAUACAAUCUAUUCAUCAACACAUCAACCUUCACAACAAACACACAAGCUUAUAACAACUCAACAACCAGAAGACAGAAUAACACAUCAACCACAAGACAUACAUCUGUGUUUGAAAGAAGACGCCUGAUUACCCUGAACAUUUUCUCUGGACCCUCAAGAAAAUUCUACAGGCCACAUUUUGAUGUUUUUAUUAAGUUCUGAAUUUGCGGUUGUAAGAGCAGUUACAGUAUAUUAUUAAAGCAUGUAACGGUGUUCUCAAUAAAUGAACA